AUGGGUACGCAUCUUUCCCGCAGCGUCUGCAAUACACUCUUGUUAGGCUUCAACGCUUGGGGUUACAGCAAGAUGAAGCUUUAUCGAGUCUACGUGCUCUUCUUUGUUAUCCUAGCUGCUUAUGCACAAUCGGAUGCACCUGCGAAGAAUCCAUACACUUGCUCUCCAACAUCACCCUGCAAGAUUGGAUGCUGCGGCAAGAACAAUGUCUGCGGCCUUGGGCCCGAUUACUGUUCAACUGCAAACUGUACUUCCACCUGCGACCAGAAGUCAGAAUGCGAUCCUGGCUGGGGUGCGACAUGGAGCACUAGAGAAAAAUGCCCACUCAACGUGUGCUGUAGCAAAUUCGGCUUCUGCGGGACCACAGCAGAAUUCUGUGGCGACAAGAAAGUCAAGCAACCUUCGUGUAAGGGAGGUAAAAGCGCUUCGCAGAAGAUCAUUGGCUACUAUGCAGGAUGGUCCACAACACGAGCUUGCGGAGGCUUAUUCCCAGAGUCUCUCAUGUACAAUGCGUACACACAUUUGAAUUUUGCCUUUGCCUUUAUCGAUCCGAAGAGCUUUCAAGUUGCUCCAAUGUCCGAGGCGGACACGGAAAUGUACCCACGCUUCACAGGCCUGAAGGAGGCAAAUCCAGGAUUGAAAACAUGGAUCUCCAUCGGCGGCUGGUCUAUGAACGAUCCAGAACAACCAACUGCAAGGACUUUCUCCGAGCUUGCUGCAUCAAAAGACGCACAGAGCAAAUUCUUUUCCUCUUUGUUGAACUUCAUGUCAACUUAUGGAUUCGAUGGUGUCGACAUUGACUGGGAAUACCCAGUAGCACCAGAACGUUCUGGAAAACCUGAAGACUAUGCAAACUAUGUGUCUUUCCUCAAGAACCUCAAGAACGCUUUGGGUUCAGACGGACACACGUAUGGACUUACCUUGACAUUGCCUUCCUCUUAUUGGUAUUUACAGCACUUCGAUAUCAAAUCGAUGGCCCAGUACCUGGACUGGUUUAACAUCAUGAGCUACGAUCUUCACGGCACUUGGGAUUCAAGUUCUCCGUGGCUUGGUCCCUACGUCAAUGCACACACAAACCUAACUGAGAUAGACCUUGCACUAGAUCUUCUUUGGAGGAACGAAAUCGAUCCUAAAAAGGUAGUUCUGGGAAUUGGAUUUUAUGGCAGAAGCUUCACACUCAGUGAUCCAUCUUGUAAAAGUGCAGGGUGCCCCUUCAGUAGCGGUGGUACCCCCGGCAAAUGUACUGCGUCUGCUGGAACUCUUUCCUAUGCUGAAAUCCAGGAAAUUGUUCAGGCAGGUGCCAAAGUCACCACUGACGAUAAGGCUGGUGUAGAAAUCGUUACGUGGGAUAACAACCAAUGGGUUUCUUACGAUUCACCAAAGACUCUUAAGAAGAAGAUGGACUACGCCAAUGAAAAGUGUCUAAACGGUAUCAUGAUGUGGGCAGCAUCCACAGACGACGCUAAUGGCACGGCCAUACGAUCUCUCACUGACGCUGCGGGUCGAAAGGAGCUAUCGCUAGCUCAACGCAUGAACACCAAGUCUUCUGGAGGACAGUGUGUCUGGAGUGGAUGCGGCGAAUCAUGUCCACCAGAACUCACACCGGCUGCAUCCGGCAACGGAAAGUCAGGAGGCUACGCUGGUCUCGAAACCAAUUGCAAAGAUGGGAAACAGAAACGCUUUUGCUGUCCCAAAGCUUCUGUACCAACGUGCACUUGGCGUGGAAGUGGUCCAUUCUGUAUAAAAAGUGGAUGUAACAAAGGUGAAGUUGAAGUAGCGACUAACGCGGACGGCUGCAUAACGAACGCGAAGAAUCUAUGUUGUACAUCUAAUACAGACACUUCGGCUUACAACGACUGCAAAUGGGAAGGAUCUGCGCCAUUCUGUACAGGAUUGGGCUUCUUAGGAACUAUCACAAAUGCACCAUGGUUUUACGGAACAUCGGCAGACUGUCCUAAGGAGCACCCAAAGAAGAUCGCAACCGGCAAGUACGGCGAUGGUGGCGAACAGCCAUGCACGUUGGAAGGAGGCUUCAAGAGUUGGUGUUGCAAGGAUCCGCCUCCAUGGACCGGCUGCGAAUGGCAUGGAGCGAGAGGCACAUGGAAAGAAUGGGCAAACGCAUUCCUCCCUCUCCUUGGACACGGUCCGUUCUUGACCGACUGCUCAGCUACUUGUCCAUCCGGAAAAAUUGUCACUGCAACUGACGCUACAGCUUGCCGAUCGGGUACAUACUCACUCCUGUGCUGCGAUGAUCCAAACGUACAGGACAUCCCGGUGCCCAGUAAGGUUGAUAUUUGUUGUACGCCUUAUGGGGGCAACCAAGCCUCAACUCCGGAUGGCGAAGGUCCUGGCACAUUUUGCGAAAGUAACUAUUUCGAUUUACAUUGUAACACAUGUGACGCUGGACUUCUGAAGGAGCGUACGCUGGAUGGAAUCCUCACGACAGAUGUUACAAUAUCGAACACCACGUUUCUUGGGCUCGAACAACGAAGUGUACUGGACAAGAGAGCAAAACCCGUUCCCGCGAGUGAAUGGCUUCGCGCCAACCUGAACGGACUCAGAACUACCUUCACUCGCUACAACUAUCCAACUGUCAGAAGUCUCAACUCGAACGGGGGUGCUGGGCGUCAAUUUGUUUAUCUCGAACGCCAAUGUGCAUGUGGAAGAUCAAAUCUUAUAACUACACCCACUCGCGGCUUGACCUUGAACUUCGAUGCAGAACACGUCUUUCCGCCAAGCACCCUUCGAAACGCCAUCGAGGCCAUGGCAAGAGGAAGAGGCGCAAGCGGCACAGAACUUGCAGCGCGUGCUGUACCAAGCGCACAUCUUGGUAUCUUCACUGCCGAUGGUCCUUUCCAACAACCUUGGCCUUCAGGGUUUCGGCCUGCGUUUGGAGCAACACCUCAAGAUACCAUGUUUGGAAUGCUUGGGCGAUCCAAUCCUGAUGGAGAUACUACAAAUCUCUAUAUUCUAGAGCGAAACAUGAACGCACAUGGAAUAGCUACACCGAACUUGCGCGGCUGGGUCGAUUGCGGGAUGCCAUUGGAGUGUUCGAUUAUUACAGACACACUGAAAUUCGACAAUCGCAUGCUACUGCGUUUGUGGGAUUGCGCAAUACUUGGAAUGACUUCGGCAGAGUGGUUCAGAAUCGAUUGACUUAUCCAUUCGCUGAUGCAUUCACUGAAAUCAUACGAGAUGAUUUGACCACUCAGGCCACCAAUGCACGAGAUCAGAUUCGCCCCGCUAUCGACACCUUACUAACAUACUUCCGUUCUAACACAGCCAUCUCACUACAUGGCGCUGUACAAGCAACGAUGUGUGUACGUGCUCUUGAGGAUAUGAAAACUCAUUUGGAUGAGUAUAUCUCAGUGGACACGAACUCAUUAAUGGAAGUGGACUAGGAGGUAAAGUCAAUGAUGGGAAGUGUAGUGGUCGUUCUAGGUUUGCAAGGGGCACAAUAAUACUAAGAAUCAACGAGCGG
Molecule: messenger RNA, 3481 nt
Organism: Dothidotthia symphoricarpi CBS 119687
Lineage: Eukaryota; Fungi; Ascomycota; Dothideomycetes; Pleosporales; Dothidotthiaceae
Product: glycoside hydrolase family 18 protein
Exons: 12
Coding region: 1-3156 (1051 amino acids)
Biological process (GO): carbohydrate metabolic process
Molecular function (GO): hydrolase activity, hydrolyzing O-glycosyl compounds; chitin binding
Source: RefSeq, a predicted model, not a curated record